Messenger RNA from Halteromyces radiatus, 1293 nucleotides. RefSeq lists its product as uncharacterized. The coding region runs from base 49 to 1119 and encodes 356 amino acids. Gene Ontology annotation, cellular component: cytoplasm. The transcript has a single exon. Gene Ontology annotation, molecular function: glutamine synthetase activity. The record is from RefSeq and is a predicted model, not a curated record. NCBI's taxonomy places the organism in Eukaryota, Fungi, Mucoromycota, Mucoromycetes, Mucorales, Cunninghamellaceae.
UUUAAUUCCUUCUUAUCUUUUUUAAUAAUAAAUAUAUAUAUAUAUAUCAUGUCUGUGUUAUCGAACAACUCUAUUUUAAAUAAAUAUCUUAGUCUGGAACAACGCGGCAAGGUGCAAGUUGAAUAUGUAUGGAUUGAUGGUUCUAACAAUGUACGUUCCAAGACUCGUACUAUUGACUUUGUACCCACAUCAGCUUCUGAAUUAUCUGAAUGGAAUUUUGAUGGAUCUUCUACUGGACAAGCUGAAGGUCAUGACUCUGAUGUAUUGAUUCAACCUGUUGCUCUUUAUGCUGAUCCUUUCCGUGGUGGUGAUAACAAGUUGGCUCUUUGCGCUACUUACAAUCCUGAUGGUACACCUCACAAGACUAAUUAUCGACAUGCUUGUGAAAAGAUCAUGACUACUCAUGCUGAUAGUAAACCUUGGUUCGGUAUUGAACAAGAAUAUAUGCUUUUCGACCUUGAAACUAAUAAACCUUAUGGCUGGCCCAAACACGGUUUCCCUGAACCUCAAGGCAAAUACUAUUGUGGUGUUGGUGCUGGUAAAAUCUUUGGUCGUGAUAUUGUUGAAGCUCAUUAUCGUGCUUGUUUGUAUGCUGGUAUCAAUAUCUCUGGUGUGAAUGCUGAAGUAGCUCCUGGUCAAUAUGAAUAUCAAGUGGGUCCUUGUGAAGGUAUUGCUAUGGGUGAUGAAUUAUGGAUCUCUCGUUAUAUCUUGGAACGUGUGGCUGAAGACUUUGGUAUCGUCGUCUCUAUUCAUCCUAAGCCUGUCAAGGGUGAUUGGAAUGGUGCUGGUUGUCAUACUAACGUUAGUACAUUACCUAUGAGACAAGAAGGUGGUCUUGCUGAAAUUGAAAAGGCUAUCAACAAGAUGUCUAAACGUCACUUUGAACAUAUUGCUGUCUAUGGUGAAGAUAAUGAUCAACGUUUGACUGGUCUUCAUGAAACUGGUAACAUCAAUGAUUUCAGUUACGGUGUUGCUAACCGUGGUGCUUCUAUUCGUAUUCCUCGUCAUGUUGGUAAAGAAGGUAAAGGUUACUUUGAAGAUCGUCGUCCUGCUUCCAAUAUGGAUCCUUAUCGUGUUACUGGUAUCAUUGUUGAAUCUAUCUUUUUGCCUGAUAACUAAAAAAAAAAAAACUGGUGAUUAUAAUAUUUGAUGGUUGUAUAGUAUCUUGAAAGUUAGGAUGAUGUAUCUUUUUUUUUAUUUAUUUUUAUCUUUUUAUUAUUAUUAUUAUUAUAUCUUGUACAGCAUUUUUAUUAGACCUAUUAUUUUUGAAUAAAAAACAUUCUUUUCUUUUUA